Messenger RNA from Ilex paraguariensis (yerba mate), 953 nucleotides. The record is from the annotation of a GenBank genome assembly. Lineage: Eukaryota; Viridiplantae; Streptophyta; Magnoliopsida; Aquifoliales; Aquifoliaceae.
UUCAGACAUACUACCUGAUUGAGCUGAAUGCAUACACACUCUUUCCUUUGGCAAACGUCAAUUCCCUGAGUCAAUCAAACACAGAAAAACAAAACAAGAAAGAUAUCAUCAUGGAGCCAGAAAUUCAGAACAAAAUCGAAGAAACAGUUUUGGAAGUACUAAAAAACUCCAACAUGGACGAAACCACAGAGUACAAGGUCCGAAAAUUGGCAUCGGAAAAGCUCGGAAUUGACCUCUCCCAGCCGGAUCACAGGAGAUUUGUAAGGCAAGUGGUCGAUUCGUAUCUCAACGCACUGGAGUCCAAAGAAGAAGAACAGCCGCCAGAGGAAGAAGAAGAACAAGAACAAGAAGAAGAUGGGAAGCGGAAGGGAGUUGAUCAGAAAGAGUACGAGUAUGAUGAUGAGGGUGAUCUCAUUAUUUGUCGACUAACAAAGAAUAGAAGGGUGACAGUUACUGAUUUUAGAGGAAAGACAUUGGUGUCAAUAAGGGAGUACUACAGAAAAGAGGGCAAGGAGCUUCCUACAUCUAAAGGAAUUAGCUUGACAGCUGAGCAAUGGUCUUCCUUCAAGAAGAAUGUACCUGCCAUAGAAAAAGCCAUAAGGAAAAUGGAGUCAAGGUUGAACUGAGUAUUGCUUGCAGUUCAGAUGCUGAGGCUAAGCAAUAUGACCAUGUGAGCUUUUGAACAUCGUACUUCAUGUAGUAAUGUAAUAUGGCUGUCUUUUGCUUUUUUGAAGCCGGAAAACUUUCGCUAGACGUUUUAUCCAUGUGGUUUUCGUCAAUGCAAUGUUAAAGUGCAGAGCCAAUUUAGAUGCUCAGCAACUGGUUAAUGAAGCAUAUAUUACUACUUGGGGUGAUACAAAUAAAUUUGUUUGAAUCAUGUGAAUUUAGCUGGUUUUCCUUAGACAUUUGUGGAGUGAGCAUUUUGUAUACACUACUUAUGUCACGAGUAUCGU